Molecule: messenger RNA, 820 nt
Organism: Exophiala xenobiotica
Lineage: Eukaryota; Fungi; Ascomycota; Eurotiomycetes; Chaetothyriales; Herpotrichiellaceae
Exons: 3
Coding region: 123-611 (162 amino acids)
Source: RefSeq, a predicted model, not a curated record
AACUGAACCUUUUCUCCUCUUUCCGUCAAGCUCAAAGUCCUAAUCAUCGUCUGCGCUCGUCGUGUACUCUGUCGCUCGUUGCCUACCAAAACCGUCACUCUCGUUGAGAAAAUCCCAUCAAAAUGCGCUUCACCAUUGCAUCUAUCGGCCUCUUCGCCCUCUAUGCGGCAGCACAGGACCUCUCUAGCCUGCCGUCGUGCGCUGUCAGUUGCGCUACUGGCGCUAUUGGCAGCACCGGCUGCUCGUUGACCGACGCCCACUGCAUCUGCACGGCCAGCAACUUCCUCAGCGGUGUCGAGACCUGCAUCCAAGGCGCCUGUAGCCCGGCUGAUCAGCAAGCCACUCUUCAAUUCGCGGUCUCGUUCUGCGCAUCUGCCAACGUUACCAUCACGCUCCCGACCGCACCCGCCACGGCUAGCAGCGCCGCGUCAACCGUGACCGCCUCGUCGUCCGUCCCGGCCAGCGCCCCAGCUACAUUGACCAGUAGCGCCGUGGUGGCGAGCAGCUCUGCACCUGCUCCGUCCACGUACACCGGCGCCGCGAACCUGUUGUCACAAGACUGGGCCGGUGUCGUGGGCGCUGCUGCCUUGGGUGUUGCUGUUCUGCUGUAAGCAUGCACGGCACGGCAUGACACGGUGGAUCUGCGGUCGUCGAGUGCGAGUGCACUUCGUGGCCUCACUUUGCAGGAGAUCUGUUCAUCGAUCAUUCUAAUAAUUGCACUGGGAAGUCUUAUGCGAUCGAGGUUGUAGCCAGGUCGUAGGGAGAUGGCCUGAACAUGUACAUACCGCCAUGCACGCAAUAAUAUGUCCGUCUAAAUCUG